Molecule: messenger RNA, 3613 nt
Organism: Stegastes partitus (bicolor damselfish)
Lineage: Eukaryota; Metazoa; Chordata; Actinopteri; Pomacentridae
Gene: dpysl3
Product: dihydropyrimidinase like 3
Exons: 14
Coding region: 137-1864 (575 amino acids)
Biological process (GO): actin crosslink formation
Cellular component (GO): cytoplasm; cytosol
Molecular function (GO): hydrolase activity, acting on carbon-nitrogen (but not peptide) bonds, in cyclic amides
Source: RefSeq, a predicted model, not a curated record
UACAUCGCGCUGACAGAGGGGCGACCAUUCCUUGAAGCUCCCAUCCAGGCGAGGGCCGCUGCAGCAUCCGUAAAGAGGGAAUAUCGGGGUUUUUUGUUACAGCUUGGUUUGAAAAGGUGGAAUCGGAAAAGAAAAAAUGUCUUAUCAAGGAAAAAAGAACAUCCCAAAGAUCACAAGCGACAGGCUUCUGAUCAAAGGCGGGAGGAUUGUGAACGACGACCAGUCCUUCCAUGCCGACAUCUACAUGGAGGAUGGCGUCAUUAAGCAGAUUGGCGACAACCUGAUCGUGCCGGGUGGCAUAAAGACCAUCGAGGCCAACGGGAAGAUGGUGAUCCCCGGCGGCAUCGACAUCCACACCCACUUCCAGAUGCCGUACCGUGGAACCACAACCGUGGAUGACUUUGCACAGGGAUCAAAAGCUGCCCUCGCUGGCGGCACGACCAUGAUCGUGGAUCAUGUGAUCCCCGAACCUGGUACCAGCCUGAUGGAGGCCUACGACCAGUGGAGGCAGUGGGCUGACGAGAAAGCCUGCUGCGACUACUCUCUCCACGUGGACGUCACCCACUGGAACGACAGUGUAAAGCAGGAGGUGGAUAAUCUCAUCAAGGAGAAAGGUGUGAACUCGUUCCACGUCUACAUGGCUUACAAGGACUACUACCAGAUGAGCAACAGUGAGCUCUAUGAGGUCUUCACCUUCUUGGCAGAGAGGGGAGGCAUCGCUCAGGUCCAUGCUGAAAACGGCGAGAUCAUCGCUGAGGAGCAGGCCCGGAUGCUGCAGAUGGGCAUCACUGGACCUGAGGGGCAUGUGCUCAGUAGGCCAGAAGAGUUGGAGGCGGAGGCGGUGUUUCGUGCCAUCACCAUCGCCAGCCAAACCAACUGUCCUCUGUACGUGACCAGGGUCAUGAGCAAGAGUGCUGCUGACAUCAUCUCACAGGCCCGGAAAAAAGGAAAUGUUGUGUUUGGGGAGCCAAUCACGGCCAGCCUGGGAACUGAUGGGACACAUUACUGGAGCAAGAACUGGGCCAAGGCAGCUUCUUUUGUAACAUCACCUCCUCUUAGCCCGGAUCCCACCACUCCAGACUAUCUGAACACGCUGCUGUCCAGUGGAGACCUGAGUGUGACUGGCAGUGCUCACUGUACCUUCAGCGUGGCACAGAAGGCCAUUGGCAAGGAUGACUUCACUCAGAUCCCCGAAGGUGUCAACGGGGUGGAGGAGAGGAUGGCCCUCAUCUGGGAUAAAGCUGUGACUACAGGGAAGAUGGACGAGAACAUGUUUGUGGCCGUCACCAGCACUAAUGCAGCUAAGAUCCUGAACCUGUACCCUCGUAAGGGUCGGAUCGCCGUGGGCUCUGAUGCCGAUCUGGUCAUCUGGGACACAGACUCUAUUCGCACCAUCACUGCCAAGACACACAACUCGGCUGCUGAAUACAAUGUCUUCGAAGGCAUGGAGCUGCGUGGAGCACCACUAGUGGUGAUCUGCCAGGGUAAGAUUGUCCUGGAAGAUGGGAACCUUCAUGCCACCUCCGGAGUGGGACGCUUCAUCCCCUGCUCUUCCUUCCCUGACUUUGCGUAUAAGCGCGUUAAAGCCAGGAAGCAGCUGGCUGUCCUGAGGGCAGUGCCCAGGGGAAUGUACGACGGCCCAGUGUCUGAAUUUUCCAUGUCCCGUGGUGGUACUCCCUCGGCCUCGGCGCGUACCUCUCCCACUAAACAGCCUGUCAGAAACCUGCACCAGUCUGGAUUUAGUCUAGCAGGUAACCCUGCACCAUGCGGUCCCCCCACCCCAGACGACAUCCCCAUCAGGCCUGCUGGCCGGCGUAUCGUAGUGCCCCCUGGUGGCCGUUCCAACAUCACAUCGCUCAGUUAAACAGCAGGAACACGAAGGGGACGCAUCCAGAAAACGACAACAGCCAGAGUGCAGGAUUGAGGGAGGGAUAGGGGGAGGGAAACGGGAGGGGAGGGAGGGAGGAGGAGAUGCAGAGGACCACAAUUAGUUAAAAGUUAAAAAGAAAAAAAGAAAAAAAAAAGCAAAACACUGAAUCCUCAUGCCUUACCUGUCACAAUGCUACUAUACUCAGAUGAGAAUAGCAUCCCUUUUCCUGGGGAAAGUGGUUUGGAAUUGCUACUAAAGGAUAAAAUUUCUACCAAAGUACAUUACACUUGACCAGUCACAGCCUCGCUUGUUUCUCAGUACAGAAUACAGAACACCUACAGGGAAAACACGCUCACUUGGUGCUUUGGCAAUGAGAAAAUACACUAGUACAACUUCAUACCAUCACAAGAAAGAAAAAAAAACAACUCAAAGGAAAAUGGAUACUGAUUUUCUCAGAUUGAUGCUAUGGUUCUUUCAUCCUGUUUGGCUUUCAAUGUCACCCCCCCUUUUUCAGUAGCCUGCUUUCUCCAUAGACAGCGAAACAUAACACUAGAUCCCACAUUAGCCAUGUAUUAUCAUGCAGUACCAUUGGUUAGCUCUAGGUGGCAUUGUAUAUAUGGUAGAUGUAAUGUAGCUUUGUGAAUGAUGUUGUUGCAGCCUGUUUGGGUUUACUGGACCAAGUUAAAUAAAAAGGGUAUUUAUCACAUCUGAGAGCAGGAGUGCUGCUGGACGUGGAGCUGCAUGGGCCGCAUUAGCAUGGGUGACGUGAUCCGUGGUCCUUCUGCCCUUUUACUCUGAGGUGUCUGAUAAAUACCUUCCCCAUGGUAUAUUGUACUGAUUAUUGAUGUUUAAAAAAAAAAAAAGAUAGACACAUCUGCUUAAAGAUUUCGUGAAGACAAAAGGAGAAUUAUUAGAAAGGAUGUUACUAUUCUUUAUCCCCAAAAGUUUUAUGUCGGUUUUUAUUUCCUGCACUUCAUCAUUGCUGUAUUAAAAAAAGAAGAAAAAAACAUUGCGAGAAACUGUCCUUUUCAUUCGCUUGUAGUUUACUGGCUGCUCCUAUAAUCCUGAAAUCAUCUUGAGAAGGAGAACGUCGGAGAAAAAAACACAAGAACUUGAUUAAACAAACAUCUCUUGUUGGCUCAACCAUAACAUGUAACGGAGAGAUUUGCAACUAAGGGCCACUACAAAAAAAAAAGAUGCAAUGAAAUUAUUAAGUAACACAAACCUGCUUUCAGAUAACAGCACUUCACCUCUGGCUUUACUUUUUCCAUUCCUGACCAGCUUUUAGGACAAGCGGAAGACCAUCAUUCCCUUGUCAUCCUAACAUAGCCCUCUAACGCAAUGCUCAACGCGUUCAACACCAGCCCGAGUGUAACUGAGCCCAGUUCAGUUUACCUAAAAACUCUGGAUCGGAUUGUGUUGGGGGGUGCACUAAAGCUCUUUUUCUAUAUCUCUGCUGUUUCCUGAUAAGGCAGAGGAUUGUGGUGCAGUAAGGGAAGCUUUUAUUCUGUUGUUGCCCCAUUGUGGGGGAGGGAGGGAAGGAGAUGGUGUUUUUUUAUUUGACAGACUGAGGCAGGCACACGUGGUGGUUUGUUGUAUUUAUGUUAGUUUGACAACCUUUGUUACUGUUUUUAUGUUGUUUCUUUUUUUACUGUUGGCUCAAAACCCAGAAAUGGCAGGUCAAAAAUAAGGUGUGGUGUGGAAGUAUGAUUUGUUUCCUGAAUAAACAUGAGUUGCAACUUA